Molecule: messenger RNA, 1383 nt
Organism: Oldenlandia corymbosa var. corymbosa
Lineage: Eukaryota; Viridiplantae; Streptophyta; Magnoliopsida; Gentianales; Rubiaceae
Source: the annotation of a GenBank genome assembly
AUGGAAGUUUUGGGUGAAAUUUUGGUGGUGCCAUUUUUUGGACAAGGGCAUCUCUUCCCAUGUAUUGAAUUAUGUAAACGCUUAGCAUCGGAUCAUAACUGCAAAGCCACCCUCAUCAUCCCGUCUAAUCUUUCCUCCUCCGUUCCCUCCUCCCUCCGCGGCCUUUCCUUAAUUGAAAUAGUUGAACUUCCCGAUGCUCCGGCGUCGCCGCCGCCAGAAACGAUCACUCCACCACUUCCUCAACCAGAUAUGAUCAUGGGGCGACCACCCGGACCGAACCCAUUUCACAAGCAUCAUCAUAAGAUGGGGACUGGACUUGAGGCUUACCUUUCCGAAAGAUGCCCGGAACCGACCCGGGAUCGACCCGUUUGUGCUGUUGUUGAUGUGAUGAUGAGCUGGAGCAAAGAAUUCUUCGCCAAGUUUGGUAUACAGAUUGUUUCUUUCUUCACGUCUGGUGCCUCUUCCGCCGCAAUGCAGUAUGCAAGUUGGAAACAUCAUGCGGCGGAGGAGAUGAAGCCGGGAGACAUCCGGAGAUUUCCCGGGUUGCCGCAGGACAUGGAGCUAAGUUAUUCCGAUGUCCAGAGGGAACAGCCUUUCCGGCGACACAAGCACGCAACUAAUAAUCCGAACAAUCACCCCUUUGGUGGGCCAAAUGCAAAAUUUGGUCGCCCCGAACCGAGUGAUCGACCGAGAUGGCUGGACGAAAUCGAGGGUUCCACCGGAUUGUUAUUCAACACUUGCGAGGGUUUAGAACUUCCAUUUCUCAAUUAUGUAGCUGCUCAGAUUAACAAACCGGUCUAUGGUCCAAGUUUGGAGGAAUAUGAAGAAUUAGCCAAUGCACUGGAAGAAUCGAGCCGGCCAUUCAUAUGGGUGAUUCAACCGAAUGCAGGAAGAUCCGGUCCCCCACCGGGUUUAAUGGCAGAAAAUUCCAGUUUCGAAACCAAGGAGAAAGGUUACUAUCCGCAUGGCCUGAAAGAGAAGACCGGUGACAGGGGAUUGAUAAUAAGAGGUUGGGCACCUCAGCUGCUUACACUAAGCCACCCUUCAGUUGGUGGGUUCUUAUCGCAUUGUGGAUGGAAUUCUACGGUGGAAUCUAUGGGGAAGGGAGUUCCGAUUUUGGCAUGGCCAAUUCGGGGUGACCAAUUUCAGAAUGCCAAACUGGUGGUCGACCAUUUGAGGGUUGGCCAUUCACUAUGGAAACAUGACGAUGAUCCAACACAAACGGUGAAGAAGAAAAGUAUUUUGCAUGGAAUUGAAUCUCUGUUGGAUGAUAAAGAUGUAGCUAAGGAAGCAGGGGAGUUGAGUCAAAGAUUCAUUAUUGGUUUUCCAUCAAGUUCCGAUGCUGGUUUGAAGUCAUUUGUUCAGACCAUGGCUGGCAAUUAG